AUGGCUGUCGUGAGAACAUCUCUGCAGAAAGUUGGAAUGUUUUUGCAGCGAUUGAAAAUGAUGGCCAUUUCCUCUCCACCUUAUCAGAAACUGCGUAAGUUGAGCUAUGCUGUGCUUCGCAUUGACCUCUUCAAACAAGGAGCUGAACCCACAGAUUUAUGUGACCAACGAAGCCUGAGCCUUUUGCUUCACAAUGCAGUCCAGAUCCCUCGGCAGCUGGGUGAGGUACCUUCAUUUGGAGGCAGCAACAUUGAACCAAGUGUCCGCAGUUGCUUCCAACAUGGCCAGAACAAACCAGAGAUUGAUGUUAAACACUUUGUAGAGUGGAUGAGAUUGGAGCCUCAGUCCAUGGUGUGGUUGCCUGUUCGACACCGUGUGGCAGCUGCUGAAACUGCAAAACAUCAGGCUAAGUGUAACAUCUGCAAAGAGUACCCACUCGUAGGUUUCAGGUGCCGCAGCCUCAAACACUUAAAUUAUGACAUCUGCCGAAGCCGUUUCUUUUCGGGACGCACAUCCAAGGGGCACAAGUUACAUUACCCAAUGGUGGAGUACUGCACUUCAACAACAUCAGGUGAAGAUGUGCGUGAUUUCACCAAGGUGCUGAAAAAUAAGUUCAGAUCAAAGAAAUACUUGGCCAAGCAUCCUCGUUUGGGUUAUUUACCAGUACAAACAGUCCUAGAAGGACACAAUCAUCGCCUUGGAAGCUUCAUCACGAUACUACUUUGCAUUUCUGAAGAGGGAAGAAGAAAUCAAUAUGCAAAUUCAAUUCCAUGGUUUUGGAAGUCCCAUUGAGAACACGAUUCAUUUGCGCCGGCAUAAUGCUCUGACCGAGAAAGAAUUGAAGCACAGGAUAAAACAAGGAAGAUGAGAGUGAGGAGGC
Stegostoma tigrinum is the source of this 880-nucleotide messenger RNA. Its product is annotated as utrophin-like. Lineage: Eukaryota; Metazoa; Chordata; Chondrichthyes; Orectolobiformes; Stegostomatidae. The transcript has 8 exons. The record is from RefSeq and is a predicted model, not a curated record. Bases 1 to 792 code for a protein of 263 amino acids. Gene Ontology annotation, molecular function: zinc ion binding. Gene Ontology annotation, biological process: synaptic signaling. Gene Ontology annotation, cellular component: plasma membrane.